AUACAAGAUCCUGGAGGAAAGAAAAGGUGUAGUGUUUGGGCCUUCAGCGGGCUCGGUUGGUUUGGCAAGGUAAAGCUCUCCGAACAAAAACAGAGUCAGGAGGGCAAUCCAGUGAAUAAUGGACGCUCCAAGUUUAUUCUUCAACGUUCUUAAGUACCCCAGCCAAAAGGGGAACAUGGCAAAAGACUUCUUUAUCGUGUAUAAGCAACAAACCGCCUCCUGCCUUCUGUAACUAUUCCACUACCUUCCCACAGAAGCAUGGAGCCCGGGUGCCCUGAGUUGCUGGAGCCCCCGGAAGAUAUCUUCUCAACAGGAUCCUUCCUGGAGCUGGGACUCAACAGUCCUCCAUCUAAGGGCCUUCAGAAGAGCGAGCCUGAUGACUUCCUGAACCUCUUCAUUGAUCCCAAUAUGGUAUACUGCUCAGAAACAUCUCCUGGUAGUGACAACGGUGUCUCUGAAGACCCUAGCUCCCCAGCCCCACAGGCACCCGGUACCCCUGCCCUCUAUGAGGUUGUCUAUGAGGCAGGGGCCUUGCAGCGUACUCAGCGGGAAGCAGGGCCAACCUUCGGACUCAUCUCCAUCCAGAUAGAUCAGUGGAGUCCUGCGUUUAUGGUGCCUGGUACCUGCACAGUCAGCGGGCUGUCCUCAGAUGCUCCGAGACACAUCCUGCCAAGAACCAGCACCGCAGCCCCAGCACCUCCUGCUGCCCUGCUGUCCUGCCAGCGCCUGUUCCUUACAGAUGAAGAGAAGCAUCUGCUGGGACAAGAAGGGGUUUCUCUGCCCUCUCACCUGCCCCUCACUAAGGCAGAGGAGCGAGUACUCAAGAAGAUCAGGAGGAAAAUCCGCAACAAACAGUCAGCUCAGGACAGCCGGCGGCGGAAGAAAGAAUACAUAGAUGGGCUGGAGAGCAGAGUGGCAGCCUGUUCUUCACAGAAUCAGGAGCUACAGAGAAAAGUCCAGGAGCUCGAGAGGCAGAACACCUCCUUGGUUGCACAGGUCCUCCAGUUACAGAAGCUCACUGCUCAGACCUCCAGCAGAGCUGCCCAGACCAGUACCUGUGUUCUGAUUCUUCUUUUUUCGCUGGCUCUCAUCAUCCUGCCCAGCUUCAGUCCCUUUCAGGGUCAACCAGAAGCCAGGCCUAAAGGUUACCAGCCUCAUGGAGUGAUUUCCAGAAAUAUCCUGACUCAUAAGGACAUGACAGAAAGCCCAGAGAUCCCAGCCGCAAAGUCCAAACUGAAGGCACUACCUGAAGUCCCAACUGCAAACGGCUCAACAAAGACACAGUUAAAGCUGGGAACUAAGGCUGGACCCACUGGGCAGAGCAGGGGAAUGUUGCAUGCAGAUGAGAUGUAAACUGGACACUUUCAAUUACACAAGAAUCCUAACUCAGGAUACCCUAGAUCUGUCCAUAAAGGCCAAAUUUGCUUAUACGGCAGGACACCUCAAGUACUUCUGUCGUAUAUUUGUGAUUUUAUUUCUUCUUUGGGGAUAGGAUCAAAGCAAGUUUUGACACAGAAAUAAACUUUCUAGCUAAAAUUA
Molecule: messenger RNA, 1539 nt
Organism: Mesocricetus auratus (golden hamster)
Lineage: Eukaryota; Metazoa; Chordata; Mammalia; Rodentia; Cricetidae
Gene: Creb3l4
Product: cAMP responsive element binding protein 3 like 4
Exons: 10
Coding region: 259-1353 (364 amino acids)
Biological process (GO): regulation of transcription by RNA polymerase II
Cellular component (GO): nucleus
Molecular function (GO): RNA polymerase II cis-regulatory region sequence-specific DNA binding; DNA-binding transcription factor activity, RNA polymerase II-specific
Source: RefSeq, a predicted model, not a curated record